AUGUUCAGGUACGAACAAUCUCUUGAUGAUGCUAAAAAGAGUGGUAUCAAAAAAACCGUGUUCAAUGGUAUUACACAAGCUAUACAGUUGUGUAUAAUAUAUAGUUUAUUUGGAUUAGGAUUUUGGUAUGGAGCAAAAUUGAUUCGAGAAGAAAACUACAGUAUUGGUAGUGUUUACACUGUUUUUCUGACCGUUUUCAGUGCUGCUAACAGUUUAGAACAUAUUAGUCCACAAUUUCAAGCAUUAAUUCAAGCUCGAGUUGCUGCUUACACUGUACAGAAAGCUAUCGACGAACCGUCAACAAUUAAUAGUGAUUCGGAGACAGGUCUCAAAAAAGAUGAUUUCAUUGGUGAUAUUCGUUUUUCAAAUAUUCAUUUCUCUUAUCCAUCACGACAAGAUGUUGCAGUUCUUACUAAUCUAUCAUUCGAUAUCAAGCAUAAUCAAACUGUUGCUCUUGUUGGUUCAUCUGGUUCUGGAAAAUCAACAUGUGUACAAUUAUUACAACGAUUCUAUGAUCCAGAUUCAGGUUCAAUAUUCAUUGAUGAAAAACAAAUCAAUGAAUACAAUUUAAAAUGGUUACGACAACAUAUCGGUGUUGUUAGUCAAGAACCUAUUUUAUUUCAUACAACUAUUCGUGAAAAUAUUCUAUUUGGACGUGAUUCAGCUACUGAUGAAGAAAUACAUGAAGCAGCCAAGAUGGCUAAUGCACAUAAUUUUAUCAUGACUCUACCUGAUAAAUAUGAGACUCAAGUAGGUGAACGUGGAGCUGCAUUAUCUGGUGGACAAAAACAAAGGAUUGCUAUCGCUCGAGCACUUAUUCGAAAUCCGAAAAUAUUACUUCUUGAUGAAGCUACUAGUGCACUUGACAAUGAAAGUGAAAAGAUAGUACAGAACGCUCUAGAUCGUGCUGCUAAAGGUCGAACAACAUUAGUAAUUGCACAUCGUUUAUCAACGAUUCGUAAUGCUGAUAAAAUUAUUGUGAUGCAAAAAGGAGAAGUUGUUGAAGAAGGUGAUCAUGAUUCUUUAAUGAGCAUUGGUGGUACAUACUUUACUCUUAUUCAACAACAAAAUUUACGUCAAGCUAAAGAAGAAGAAGAACUAGAAUUUGAACAAGAACAGGCUGCAAAGAUACUUCUUUCUGAUCAAAUAGAUUUAGAUAAUUCGAAUAUUAAAAGAGAUCGCAGUUCAACAUUAGUUAGUAUUACUCCAUCGGUAUUGGUUGAAUUGUAUGGCAAGAAAGAUUCGGCAAUAGAUGAAGAUCUGGAAGGAAACGAUGAUGAAAAGAUCAAAACAAAAAAGGAGGCAAAGCAAAACAUAACAAUGGCUAUAUUACGAAUAAAUAAACCAGAAUGGAUAUUUAUUGUAAUCGGAUGUAUAGCAGCUUUGUUCACUGGAACAUUAGAACCAUCGUUUUCAAUUAUUCGGACCAAAAUGACAGCGGUCUUUCAAAGCUGUGAUAAAGAUGCUCAAAACCAAAAAGUUAUUCUCUAUGCUUUACUUCAUGUUGGUUUGGGAAUUGUAGUUCUAAUAUCUCAAACACUUCAAAGUUAUAUGUUUGCUUAUUCUGGUGAAAAUCUUACCAAACGACUUCGCUCAGAAGCUUUUCGUGCUAUUCUUCGUCAAGAAAUUAAUUAUUUUGAUCAAGCAAGACAUAGUACAGGUGCAUUAUGUACACGCUUAGCAACUGAAGCAUCAGCUGUACAAGGUGCAAGUGGUAUUCGCUUUGGUUUCUUUUGUCAAAAUUUUGUGUCAAUAAGCAUGGGCAUUAUUAUUGGAUUCGUAUCUUCUUGGCGAUUGACAUUGCUUAUGAUCGCCUUCUUUCCGAUCAUGAUACUUGGAACCUAUUUACAGAUUCGUGUAACAGCAGCAUUUGAGAGGAAAGACGAAAAAUUUAUAGAAGAUGCUGGAAAGGUGAUCGUGGAAACUAUUCAAAAUAUUCGAACAGUGGCUCAAUUAACAAAAGAAACUCAUUUUUAUAAUGAGUAUUCUCAUUUACUCAAUAUUAUUUAUCGAUCAACAAUCAAACGAGCUCAUUUUUCCGGCAUUCUCUUCUCAAUAUCAAGUUCGAGUGCAAUCUUUGCUUCGGCAGCUCUUAUUGCGCUUGGUACUUCUCUUGUUAAUCAAGAUAUAAUCACAUUUGAGGAUAUGUACAUGGUUUUCAAUUCUGUCACAGUUACUGGUGAAAUUGUAACCCAGACUUUUAUACUAUCUCCAGACUAUGGAAAAGCGAUUGAAGCCGCUCAAAGAAUUUUUGAACUAUUAAAUCGAAAACCUAUGAUCAAUAAUGAAUCAAACGAUGGCGAUGAAAUUCCUAAUUUUUCAGGGCAACUCGAAUUUGAUGGUGUUUAUUUUAUCUAUCCAAAUAGACCUGAAUCAAUUAUUCUUAGAAAUUUUAGACUUAAUAUUAAAGCCGGUCAAAAAAUAGCACUUGUUGGCACAUCUGGUUGUGGAAAAUCUACAACUAUUCAAUUAAUUGAACGAUUUUAUGACGCAAAUAUUGGUCGUUUGUUAGCUGACUCAAAAGAUGUUCGAAGUCUUAAUUUACAAUGGUAUCGAUCACAAAUUAGUAUUGUUUCACAAGAACCAAUUCUCUUUGAUAUGUCAAUUCGUGAAAAUAUUGCUUAUGGUGAUAACAGUCGAAAAGAUAUUCCACUUGAUGAAAUAAUUAAAGCAGCUAAAAAUUCUAAUAUUCAUAAUUUUAUUCAAGAUCUUCCAAAUGGAUAUGAAACAAAUUGUGGUUCAAAAGGACUACAAUUAUCAGGUGGACAAAAACAACGAAUUGCUAUCGCUAGAGCAUUAAUUCGAAAUCCAAAAAUCCUAUUGCUUGAUGAAGCAACAAGUGCUUUGGAUAGUGAAAGUGAAAAAUUAGUUCAAGAAGCAUUAGAUCGUGCUCAAGAAAAUCGAACAUCAAUCACAAUUGCACAUCGUUUAUCAACUAUUCAGAAUGCAGAUAUGAUUUGUGUUAUGCAUAAUGGAAUAAUUGUUGAACGUGGAACUCAUGAAGAACUAGUUGCACUAGGCGGUCGUUAUUAUCGAUUGGUACACGGAAAACUGAAAUAG
Molecule: messenger RNA, 3060 nt
Organism: Rotaria sordida
Lineage: Eukaryota; Metazoa; Rotifera; Eurotatoria; Philodinida; Philodinidae
Source: the annotation of a GenBank genome assembly